Molecule: messenger RNA, 1379 nt
Organism: Homalodisca vitripennis (glassy-winged sharpshooter)
Lineage: Eukaryota; Metazoa; Arthropoda; Insecta; Hemiptera; Cicadellidae
Product: glutathione S-transferase-like
Exons: 3
Coding region: 791-1291 (166 amino acids)
Biological process (GO): glutathione metabolic process
Molecular function (GO): glutathione transferase activity
Source: RefSeq, a predicted model, not a curated record
CCAAGAUAAAACUUGAAUUUUUGCUUUUUUACCCUCAAAAUAUUUAGAAAUUAUACUUGUAUAUAUUCAUAGUUAAAGAUAUCUUUGUGAUAAAAAUUCUUUAGUUCUACUGUAUGCAAAUUUAUAAAAACUUGCUAUUUUGAGUUUUAAUAUAAUGAAAUUACUAAUUGAUUAUCUUCUUUUACAUUUACCCAAAGCUUUAAAUUUCCGAGAUUUGUUAAAACAGGUUUCAGAAGUUAAAAUGUAGAAAGAUCAGUUUUAGUUUGACUUCUCAAAAUUUUAAAAUUAUUUUAGGUUUCAUAAAGUUAUUUAUUUUAAAUUGUGCUUUUUAUUUUUGAAUUUUUAUUGGUUGUACAGAAAACAUUCCAAACACUUUUGUACUUCAUUGUUUGAAUAUUAAAAAAGUAUACAUUUUACAAGAAUAACUAAAAGGUGUUUCGAUGCGUAUCAAUCAUAUCUAUAAAAUGAGAAUUCUCUCGUAAUUCUAGGACCAAAAAUAAGGGCGUAAAGUGUUUUUAGGUAAAAAAUUGUUCUUAUGAGGUACUCAAGGUUGUUCCACUACAGUACGCUUUUUAAUCUUAAAGUACAAGCUUAUGGCUAUGUAAAUUUUGAGUUUAAUCCCAUUUCAUCUUCACAUUGAAUCAACUCUUUCCAAUAUAGCUAUGUCACUUAUGGUUAUAUCAACAUAGAAGUUUAUGUGAUAUAGACAGCUGAUUCUAAAUUGUAUAGUCACUAUAACUAAAACAUAGUCCAACAUUUUACCCUUGUUUCAGCUACACCAUGGGGGAAAAUGCCAGUUUUGGAGAUAAACAGACAGACGGUUACACAGACCGCUGCCAUCUGCCGCUACCUGGCGAGGGAGGCAGGAUUGUGUGGCAAGGACAACUGGGAGGACCUCAGGAUUGACCAGAUAGUUGAUGUCAAUACUGAUUUUGUCAGAGAAUUUACAAAAUAUUACUAUGAGUUCGACGAAAAGAAGAAAGAAUCAUUGAAACGACCUCUUUUUAAUACAAUUGCACCAUUUUAUAUGAAGAAGUUUGACGCUCUUAUCAAGGAAAACGAAGGAUAUCUAGCAAACAAAGAGAUGUCAUGGGCUGAUCUGUACUUCACUGCUCUGAGCGAUGGCAUCAGCCACAUGAAUGGUUCUGAGAUAACUGAUGGCUAUUCAAAUGUCAAACGGCUGCAAGAAAUAGUCAACUCGCUUCCACAGAUCAAGGCUUGGCUUGCCAAAAGACCUGCAGAUGACUUCAGUUUCGAAGACGUUUUGUUUGCUGCUGCAAACAAGAAAUGAAUUCAGAACGUUUCACGCGCAUUUUUUGUAGUAAUUUAUUUUUUGUUAUUGGCAUCCCUUUAUAAUAAAUCUUUACACUAUACUGUUA